AUGGUGGCGAAGAGGCACGCUCUAAUGGACAAAGGUGAAGAUCACUGCGACGCGCUGAUCGCUCUUCAGCAUCCUCCUGUGUAUACAUUGGGCACCGGGAGUCUGGAGGAAUACCUAAAAUUCGAUGCGGAGGACGCCCCUUUUGAGGUUUUCAGAACUGAGCGCGGCGGGGAGGUCACCUUCCAUGGUCCCGGCCAGGUGACGACUCCCAUCAAAGGGAUCUCUCUGUUCUUCAAUCCAUUUCCCACUUGUCUGUCUCUGGCCUUUCUAGCUUUCAAAAUCUCGGUUUCUUUCUGAAAGAUGGGCUCGCAGAUGCGGCUCAGAAUCCCCCAUUUUGAAGCAGAGAAGCAGUUCAAACUCCGUGCAUCCUUCUCCUACCACCAGUCACCAAAGGUGCAGAUUCCUAUCAUGGUGAUCACCUUGAGGACGAUGGACCAGACAAGUUUCUCAUCCAUCCUCGUCUCUUCCAUUCACAUCACCAUGGGCAUUCUCUAACCAGUUUCAGUGACCACCUCAGCCAACGCACCGUGGCGCCUGCUUCGACCUUCUCUUCUAUCCUUUUUUUCUUUUUUCCCAGAGGGGAUCCUUCAGACUAGAAUUCUCCACGUGGGUUGGGGGGUAAGAGCUCCAUGAUCUUGCAUCUGUAUGCCGCAAUGUGGAUUUCAGCUCUUGGUGAUCCUACAAACCAUUCUUUAUCUAUUUACUCUCAGAUUUAAUUUGACAUAUCGACGUCAAGAAUAGAACUUUUCGAAAAUAUCAUUAAAUUCUCGUAUGAGAUUAAAUUGAUAAGGUGUACUCCUGACAUGCAUUAAUUUAUUUAUUUAUUCUUUUUGGUAGCUUGUUAUGUACCCGAUUCUCAAUCUGAGGCGUCACAAAAUGGACCUCCAUUGGUACCUUCGAUCGCUGGAAGAGGUGAUCAUCCGGGCUCUUUCAGCCGCGUUUUCCGUCGAGGCCUGUCGGCUGGAUGGCUUAACCGGGGUUUGGGUUGGUAAGCUCGCAGCCUGGAAGCAAGCAGGAUCUCUGCCCAUUAAUGGAGGAUUUCCUUUACUUCCUGUUCUUCUUGUUCUUGGAGAACAGAAGCCACCGUCAUUCCUUUCGGGGGCCUUCUCUAAGUCUGUUGCUCUUCAUUCUGGGAAGAAGAGAUGAAGAACAGGAGGAGACUGACUGUAAAAAUUUCCACGUCGCAGGGGAUCAGAAGAUCGCCGCCAUCGGCAUCCGCGUUUCGCGGUGGCUGACCUACCAUGGGCUCGCUCUGAACGUCUCCACGGAUCUUGCCCCUUUCGCCGACAUCGUCCCCUGCGGCAUUCGGGACCGCGAUGUGGGGAGCCUCCACCGCCUGCUGGGGGCCCCGCCGGCGGGCGCCGAGGAGCGCGACGACGUUCUCUUGAUGGACGCAGCUCACGCGGCCGUUCUCAGGGAGUUCUGCGAAGUCUUCCAGCUCUCCCUUGAACCCGCCUCCGCAGCGGACGCGGGCCUUCUGAAAAGAAGAAACUAA
This is a messenger RNA of Spirodela intermedia, 1495 nucleotides long. Lineage: Eukaryota; Viridiplantae; Streptophyta; Magnoliopsida; Alismatales; Araceae. The record is from the annotation of a GenBank genome assembly.